Messenger RNA from Malus domestica (apple), 600 nucleotides. Its product is annotated as PHD finger-like domain-containing protein 5A. Gene Ontology annotation, cellular component: precatalytic spliceosome; U2 snRNP; U12-type spliceosomal complex. Gene Ontology annotation, biological process: mRNA splicing, via spliceosome. The record is from RefSeq and is a predicted model, not a curated record. Lineage: Eukaryota; Viridiplantae; Streptophyta; Magnoliopsida; Rosales; Rosaceae.
AUAAGAUAAUUGAAAUUGUUGUAAGAAUUUUUAAUUGAAACUUAAAAGAAAACGAAACAUUAGCCCUAUUCGAUUCUCUGUGUCAUUUGAGCUCUCAUCUCUCAAACCGUAGCAGCCCUUCGUCCGAGUCCUCUCCAGCUAUCUUCGGAACAUGGCGAAGCAUCAUCCUGACCUGAUUAUGUGCCGGAAGCAACUUGGAAUAGCUAUUGGAAGGUUGUGUGAGAAGUGCGACGGUAAGUGUGUAAUUUGUGACUCUUAUGUGCGUCCUUGCACGCUUGUUCGGGUUUGCGAUGAGUGCAACUAUGGAUCUUUCCAGGGAAGGUGUGUUAUCUGUGGAGGGGUUGGAAUUUCUGAUGCUUAUUACUGCAAAGAGUGUACUCAGCAGGAGAAAGAUAGAGAUGGCUGUCCGAAAAUUGUGAAUCUGGGAAGUGCCAAAACAGAUCUGUUCUAUGAACGGAAAAAGUAUGGUUUCAAGAAAAGAUGAUCUUUAGCAGGUCAAGUUUCGUUUAGCUUCCGGAAAUCAUUUUGUUGUGUUCAUCAUUGAGGCUUAGGCUAUAUUACAUUCAGGUAUUUUUCUUAGGAAGCUUGCUUAUCCCUCCA